Messenger RNA from Lachancea fermentati, 3309 nucleotides. NCBI's taxonomy places the organism in Eukaryota, Fungi, Ascomycota, Saccharomycetes, Saccharomycetales, Saccharomycetaceae. The record is from the annotation of a GenBank genome assembly.
AUGGUGCUGUAUAAAAGAAAGCCCAUCGUCCUGCCAGCUCCGAAGUCACUUCCUGAAAAUCUGAACAUCAAAGUUUGGCAUAUCAAUGAAACGGGAGAAUGGUUUACUACCUAUGAAGACUAUUUAGAGCGACUUGAUUUCUACACGCGGCACUAUUUCACCUGUGAAAUUACCGGUGCAUCAUGCUUAACCUUCUUUGAAGCCCUCAAUAGUGAAGAAAUGCAAUUUAAGCAUGUAGAAGAGAAAUUUCCUCUGAAGUUGAGAGAGCCAGUUGCGAGGUUUCUCCACUUUAACGAGGUCAGACGAAUCGAUCUUUUGGUUGAGCAGGUGUAUGCCAGGUUCAAAAACGAUUAUUUUCCUGGCGAAACUGUAUUCUUGAGAAAAAGUGUAAGCAAAAACUCGUCACCCACACCUGGAGCAGAAGAUGUCGAAGCUCAACAUGCACAGCACCAAAAGCCUUACGUUAUAAAGGAGAAGGCUCAGUUUAACGCCAUAAUUGAUCCCAUUACUGGUGAGGAGAAGUCUCCGGCAUAUUCAAAGUAUAUGAUUGUUGAGGCAUCCGGGUUGCGAUCAGUGAUAGCGGACCAAAAUCAGAUUUACCGCGACCGAACUACUUUCACCAAACACCUAAUAAAAUGCUUUUGCAAAAUAACUCUUCGUCGUGCUUCUACUAAGAUGGGAGCGCCAUGGUGCGUGAAAGAGGAGUACUUACCAAUGUAUGGACUUUCAUUGGAAUGGCCCGCUGACAUGUUAAAAUAUAAGGACGACUAUGCAGAUACUACCACACGAAUCCCGUUUACAUCGACGGCAGAAGAAAAUAGCGAUAAAAGAAAGGUGGAAAUUGAUCAAGCUGAAGUUCCUGAACCAAAAAAAACGAAAAAUGACGAUGGUUUGCAGUCCAAUGAAGUUCAAUCUCAAGCUCAGUCUCAACAAAUUACUAGUAUUGUUGACGAUCUGAAAUUACCUUUUGCAGGUUCACGACCCAAGCUCAAAAGCGUUUAUUACUACAGUAAGCUUCUUAAUCAUGUUAACUUAGAAAAUACUGCGGAAGUGUUUCCUGAAAUGGGAAGACUACUGCAAGUCUAUCAAUUUAUCAAUACUUUCAAUGAGACUCUGAACAUCAGUAAUUUCACACUGGAUGACCUUAUUACGAGCUUUAAAUGUACGAGCCCAGAUGAGUUGAGUGGAUUAGCUGUUAAAGUAUCUGUCGAAAAGGAUAUUUCACUCAGCGAGGAUGUAGAUGAGGGACUUGACAAUGUUACAUGUACUGUAAAUUCUGAAAAUGAAUUUAUGAGAGAGAAAAUGCAGGUUGAUUCAGAUGUUUUUCAGAUUAUAGAUCGUUUGAGUACGGAGCGCACGAAGUACCAAAUUGUCAAACAGGAUAGAGCAGCAGACGAAUUAUUGGAUGAGGCGCCCCUCAAGGGCGCGGCAUUGUUAGUGGAAUGUUUUGCAGCAAUUUUAAGGAUGUUUAUUGAUGAAACUGGAGACUGGAAUUGUAUAGUUGCAGAAAAUUGGUACAGAGAUGGUGAACCCAAGGGAAAUCAUAAUGAUCUUAAUUUGAAAACAAAUGAUGAAGGGAUCAAUGACACACUGUCUAGUGAAAACACGCCGAGUUCUGAACCUCGCAGUGAAUCCCAAAUUGAUGAACUACUUGAUAAAUGCCUUCAAUAUCGUAAUGUAAAUUGGUCCGAGAGGUUGAUGAAUAGACAGUUUCAAAACGGGUAUUGGCUAAUAAUUGUGCUUGGUAUUUAUCAAGACUGUAUGCACUUGCCGAUCUACUCAAACUUCAUUCAAAGUUUUGUUGAAUUGGUGGUACCUAUCGAUGGGGCAGGGACUCAGCUGAACAAGAUUCUGUGGAGAAAUUUUUGCAGGAAUCUCGACAUGGAACAAAAAGUUUAUGCUAUGUGGAUACUUGUUGAUCUACUUUCCAAUUUUUCUUCAGAUAUCAAAGGAUCCCUAGAUGACUCAAUGGAGAUAUGUGGUCAAAUUCGCAGUGAACGCUUCAAAAUUGGACGAGACUUGAAGUCUUCAACUGCAGCGUUGCAGGCGUUGGAAAAUGAUCUAAGAAAUAUAGUUGAAGAAAACAGCAAUCCUGAUAAAAUCGAAGAACUUAAAGAAAAGAUUUGCAGGCAAAAAGAGAUCGUCGAAAAUCUUCAGGAGGAUAGAAACUACUUGGAUAGUGUCUUGUUUGAAAACGAUUUACAGCGAUUGAGGUCCUUAGGAUCAGAUCGCUAUGGCAACCGAUAUUAUUGGUUAGAGCUGAGUGGUGUAAAAAGGCCCCAAGAAAAUGAACAUAAUCCCAAACCUGGCUGUUUAUGGAUCCAGGGGCCCUCAAUUAUCGACGCCCAAUAUUUCCUACAGAUAUCAAAAGAAGAAAUUGAAAGGUGGGUAAAUAUACGAGCAAAGAAAUCCUCAAAAGCAGCCACUGAGGAAGUGUUUAAUAUUUAUCGAGUCCAUGAUGGGUCGUAUAAGCACAAGGAUGGUAAUGGCGAAACAGUUUUGGUCGACGAAAACGGUUCAGUAAAUAAUUGGAUUGCACUAUCUCCCAUCCAAAGGAAAAUAAUCGAAGAAGGACCAGAGUCAUUAUUAUUGUCAGAUCAACAGUGGCUCUCCGUUGAAGCUGUUGAAGACUUUGAGAAGCUUUGUGGAUGGUUUGACGUCUGGGGCAGACGUGAACAUGACUUAUCGAGACAAUUGAAGAGCGUAGAGAAAGAAUUGAAGCUCAGUCUAAGAUUAAAAGAACAGCAACUAGCCUCUACGACAGUUACUUGUCGUAUCACAAGAUUGCUGAAAGAACUUGACGAGAGCCAAAUUUCCGAAGAUGAAUGGGAUGCGAAAGCCCGAAUGAGAUAUAUAGAUACGAAAGAUGAAGAGGAGUUGGAAGCAAUAGCAGAAAAAAUAAUGAAGCUUGAUGAUUCUUCGAAAACGAGACAUGCUUUGAAUGAAAUAGAUAAGUUGGAAGCACGCAGAGAUGAACUUAUGGCUAGAAAACUUCAAGGAGGAUUGGCAAAACAAGAAAGCGCAAGGGUCCAGCUGCGUGCCGAACGUCAAAUCAAUUCAGUGAGUGUGAAGAAUCGCUUAAUUAACCAAGAAACAAUAUUGACAGAAUUAAUUAAUGUGAGAAAUCACGAAGCUUACAAGCUUUGUACUUUUUGGAAAAAUGCUACUGCUCUAGAACUAUGGGGCACUUCGUUAUACGGAGGCGCAAAAGGUAAACCAAAAGGAAAAGCACGAAAGAGAUUAGACGAAAAAAUGGGAGAUAUUCUCCGAUCCACUUCUAGGAAGUCCACCAGCGCAGUGGUGUCAUGA